AUGUGUGUUAAAUUGUCCUCAACGCCACAUCCAAAUCUACAUGAUAUUAUUUUAAUUUGCAAUUUUGAUUGGAAAUUAGGAUUAUUUGGGUCAUCUUCACCUGAUCCUUUUCGAUUUCUUUCUGGAUUUCCAGUAGGUCUUCCAGAAAUUCCAUAUGAAAAUAAUGAAGCUCCUGUAUUAGCUUUUUUUGCUUCUUUAGCUGGUGAAGUAUUCUUUCUUUUCUUACCACCGGAAUUAGUAACAGAACGUGAUCUAGAUCUAGAUCAAGCUGUUCUAGCUGAAUUAUCUUGUGAAGUUGUUGAUGUUGUUUGA
Messenger RNA from Strongyloides ratti, 312 nucleotides. RefSeq lists its product as hypothetical. The coding region runs from base 1 to 312 and encodes 103 amino acids. The record is from RefSeq and is a predicted model, not a curated record. Lineage: Eukaryota; Metazoa; Nematoda; Chromadorea; Rhabditida; Strongyloididae. The transcript is spliced from 2 exons.